AUGGCCGCCCCGCGUCAGUUCAACAACCCGGGCUUCACCCCCAACGGCGCCGCCCCCCUUCUCCCCAACCAGGGCCGUGUCAUCCAGACCGGUCCCAUCAGAGUUCUCUGCAUUGCCGAUGUCCGAGGCAACCUCAACUCCCUGAACGAGCUUGCCAAAUCUGCCCGCGCCGACCACAUCAUCCACACGGGUGACUUUGGUUUCUACGAUGAUACCUCCCUGGAACGGAUCGCAGAGAAGACCCUCAAGCACGUCGCCCAGUACUCUCCGCUGAUUCCAGAGCCCAUCAAAAAGUCGAUCCAACAAGGCGGCCCCGGUUCCGUCAAGAGCCGCUUUGCGCCCAGCGACCUUCCCCUCUCCGAGCUCUCUCUCCUGCUGAGCGGCGAUAUCAAGCUCGAUGUGCCCGUCUACACCGUCUGGGGCGCGUGCGAAGAUGUCAGGGUGUUGGAAAAGUUCCGGUCCGGCGAGUACAAGGUCAACAACCUGCACAUCAUAGAUGAGGCUCGGUCCAUGCUGCUCGAGCUCGGAGGUGUCAAGCUGCGUCUCCUUGGUCUCGGUGGCGCCGUCGUUAUGCACAAGCUCUUCGACAACGGCGAGGGACGGACGACGAUCGCCGGUGGUCAAGGUACCAUGUGGACCACGCUCCUGCAGAUGGGCGAGCUCGUCGACACUGCUCACCGCGUCUAUGACCCGACUGAGACGCGCGUCUUCGUCACCCACGCCUCGCCUGCGCGCGAGGGUAUCCUGAACCAGCUGUCCGUCACACUGAAGGCCGAUUUCUCCAUCUCCGCCGGUCUGCAUUUCCGUUACGGAAGCUCCUACAACGAGUUCAGCGUCAACCCGACCCUCGAUCACUAUCGCGGCAAGCUGGCUGCCUCCAAGGCGUCCUUCAACGACGUGUGGGAGACGGUCAAGAGCGAGGUGGAGCCUGCUAUUUCUCAAAACGAAGCCCAACAGAACCUCCUUAAGAACGCUCUGGCUAUCGUUGAGAAGAUGCCCUCGACUGCUGCCGGUGGCAAUCCCUUCGGCGGCCCCGUCCAAGGCCAGGCUCAGCUGGGACAGGUCGAUGAGAGCGCUUUCAAGAACAUGUGGAACUUCAACCUGGCGGACGCUGCCUUUGGCUGGCUUGUCCUCGAGAUCCAGGACGGAAGGAUCGGAACGGAGAUGCGCGCACAAGGCUUCAACUUCUCCCAUAGGGGUGCGAAGCAGCAGCCCGGCGCCGCCCUUGCUGCUCCUCAGUCUGUCUCCAACGCUAUGCCUGCCCCUCCCGCGACCCAGAGCACCGCCCCUCCCCCCACCAGCCGCCAGCCUUCGCAGGCCGCCAGCAAGCCAACAGUGGCUACGCCCGCCGCCGCACCGAAGCCCGGCACUCCUCAGCCGGCCGCCGCCCCCUCCGGUCCCGCCAAGGAACAGGAGAAGCCCGCCGCCCCGGCGGCUGCCAACGGAUCGACGAACGGACCGGAGCCCGUGUCGUCGCCUGCGCCCAAGACCCCCGCGCAGGAUAUCAUUGGUCUCUUCGUCAUGAACGUCAACUCGGAGGAGCAGACGAAGGAGCUCUUCGACCCUGAGUACAGGGGCAAGAUCACCAAGAUUGAGAAGUGGGGCAACUCGAACAAGGUCGUGCAGUUCGCCAGCGCCGAGGACCGUGACGCCGCCCUCAACAGUCUACCUGAGGACCUGAAGACGCGUGCCCAAGAGGACCGCUCGCGCCCUCUGGUGAAGAUCUUUAUCCACCGCGAGAGCAAGUUUGCCCCGCGCGGCGGUGCUGGUAGCUGGGGAAGCAGCCGCGGCGGUGCCGGUUCUGCCAACACGGGUAGUGGUUACCGCAGCGCAGGUGGGAGCUAG
Verticillium alfalfae VaMs.102 is the source of this 1845-nucleotide messenger RNA. RefSeq names its product ser/Thr protein phosphatase family protein. Lineage: Eukaryota; Fungi; Ascomycota; Sordariomycetes; Glomerellales; Plectosphaerellaceae. The record is from RefSeq and is a predicted model, not a curated record. Bases 1 to 1845 code for a protein of 614 amino acids. The transcript is spliced from 4 exons.